CUCAGAUCACAUCACUGACGAAACGCGAAACAGAAAAGCAGAAAGCAGAUCCAGAUUUAAUAACAAUUAAAUAUUAAAUCUAUUAUUUAAUACUAAUAAUCCGUGUUUGUUGUGCAAAGUGCAAAGGGUACAUUUCGCCCGCAAUAGAGAGCUUGUGCGCGAAGGCCUUCUGUUUUUGUUGACGUCGCCGUCGUCAUCAUCGUCUUGUGACUGUGUCUAUUUUUCGGAGGAAAGAAAGAAAAGAAAGUCGUAAAAUAUAGAAAACUAGAAAACUUGGGGAGGAGGAGUCGCACACACACACACUCGCACACAAAGAGACACAGACACACGGAGCCCCCCACUCACACCAACACACGGGCGGACUGCAGCAGCAACAAAAAGUAAAACAACAAUAAAGACAGCAACAUUGCAGCUUGCUUUGGAGCACUUAAACAGCAAUAAACAAAAACAAAAAACGAAAAAAUACAAUAAGAGAAAAAGAAUCUCAAGCUUUUGCAAGCAAAAGUCUCUUGUAUAGAAAAUAAAAAGCAAAGUCAAACGCAAAAACAAACGAAAAUGAGAAAGCAAAAGGACGAUAUGCAGGUCAAUGUCGCGGGUCUACGCCGGAAUAUCAAGAACCUUGCGCACAACUACUCCGAUGCUCAGGUCAAAGUGCGCGAGGCCACCUCCAACGACCCUUGGGGUCCGUCGGCCGCCAUUAUGGGCGAGAUAGCGGAUCUCACCUACAACGUGGUGGCCUUCUCCGAGAUCAUGCAGAUGAUCUGGAAGCGUCUCAACGACCACGGCAAGAACUGGCGCCACGUCUAUAAGGCACUCAUCCUGCUCGAGUAUCUGAUCAAGACCGGUACGGAAAAGGUGGCCCAGCAGUGCAAGGAGAACAUCUUUGCCAUUCAGACGCUGCGCGAGUUUGUUUACUUCGAGGAGGGCAAGGACCAGGGUACCCAUGUCCGGGAGAAGGCCAAGCAGCUGGUCAACUUGCUCAAGGAUGACGAACGGCUCAAGAACGAGCGAGUCAAGGCGCUGAAGGCCAAGGAGCGAUUCGCCCAGCAUCCGAGCGGUUUCGGCAGUGAUGGCUACAUAGACGGACCUUCGCAGCGGGAUCUGCCCCCAGGUUGGCAGGAGGAGCCGCCCAAGUCUGUCUCUGAGCUGGAGAUGGUUCGCCCGCAGACGGCCGGUGAGGAGGAGCUGCAGCUUCAGCUGGCCAUGGCCAUGUCGCGCGAGGAAGCCGAGCAGGAGGAGGCCAAGCGACGCAGCGACGAUGUGCGUCUCCAGCUGGCCCUUAGCCAGAGCGAGCAGGACUUUAACGUGAGGGAUCACAAUGGACGGCCGAUUGCCGCGCCCAAGAAGGAGGAGCCCCAGAGCCAUUUGCUGGAUUUGCUGGACAUCUCUUUGGGCGCCACCAGCAUCUCGAGUCCACCGCUGGGCGCUGCAGGCGGCGCCCCUGCAGCCAUUGUCGAUCCCUGGGCCACACCCGGUCCACGAGCACCCAGUCAGUUGUCGGAUCCCUGGUCGGGAACCUCCUCGCCCCAGGUGGAUCCCUGGCAUCCUAACGCCGCUCCACGUACUAUCAUGGGCGCCGGAGUGCCGAUGAGUUCAGCGCCACCAGGAGGAGCACCUGGCGAUGCUUGGGGAGCACGCAACCAGUCGCCAUCAGUGGCAUCGGGCUCCUCCAACGAGGGCUGGCUGCAGACCAACGGCAAUGCCAAUCAGAAUGGACGCGGAGCCACUCCAGCGGGCGCUCCAGUGGACGCCUGGAUAACGAAAUCAACAGCCGGAGCAGCUUUGGCGGCUGCACCAGUAAAUCAUCAUGCGGCAAACAAUGGCGGCUCUCCAGCGGAUCCCUGGCUGGCGGAGCCAUCCGCUGCGGCUGGUGGAGGCGGAGGAGCUGGUGGAACCGGUUCAGCAGAUCCCUGGGCGGGUGGAGCUGCUCCACAGUCAGGAGCGGGAGCACUGGAUGAUCCCUGGAAAGCACUAGGAACGGGAGCCAUUAAGAAACCAUCCCCGGAGUUUGAUGAGUUCGAUUUGAUUACCAACCGUAACAAGAGCGAGCUGAGCAAUUCCAAUGCCUCCAACAACAACAAUGCUUCUCUGCUCGAUGACAUGGAUCCGCUAUCGUCAAACUACGGAAACGGAAGCAGUAUGCAUCCUUCGACGGGGGCCACUGCUAAGAAGCCGCUGAAGGAUCCGCACUCGUUCCUUGGCGAAAACUCGGCACUGGUUAACCUGGACAAUCUGAUCAAGCCCAUAGCGCCACAGACACAAACGGGAAAUGCGCCUGCCUACAAUCCCUUCAGCGACAACGUGAUGCCGCCCAAGACGAAUCUAUUCCAGCAGCAGCAGCCAGCCGUGCCGUCCAUCAACCAGCUGAAACAGCAGGCUCCCUUCGCCGUCAGCAUGAACCAGGAUCCCUGGGCACCUGUUAUGGGUGGCGUCAGUGCUCCUUCCCAGCCAAAACUUCCGCCCCCCGUGCGUCCCACCAGCCUCAACUUGGGGCCCUCUUCCGCGGGGGAAUUUCAGCUGCUGAGUGCGUUUAGUAAUCCCAUCAUUCCUCCCUCCGCAACCAUCAUCCCCCAGCCACAGCCACAGCCCAGUUCGCAGGUGUACAACUAUCCAUACAACGGCCACAUCACUAGCUCCAGCAGCACCAGCACCAUGUACAGCCAUGUGAGUCCGAGUCCCGGCAUCGAUGGCAUCCGCAACAUGGACAUAUUCAGCGAGAGACCCUAUUUCAAUAGCCCAACGGCGCCAGCUGACGAUGCCUACAAUAUGUAUAACAACAACAACAACAAUUACGGAACUCCGGGUAUAUACUCAAGCUAUGCUGCCAGCUACAGCAGCGCCCUGUCCGAAUCCCUGGCUGAAACUCCGGGUGUUAGUGUGGCCCCCAUUGGGUUUGUGGACGCUCCUGUCUGCAGUUAUGGUCCCUCCUCCUCCGCCCACUGCAAGCUGGAACAAAACAACAACAUGCCGUGGAUCAAGCCGGAAGGAGCUACAAACCCGUUUUUGUCGUAAUUUGAGAGCCGAUCAAUGAACCGCAAUGCGAGCAGGAGCAACAAAGGGAUCGUCAACUAAUCCAAGGUCUGGCCGGAGUGUGGAGCAGCAACCAAUUUUAGCAGAGAGAAAAUAUGAAUUAAUUAAUAAAUUAUGUGUAAGGAAGUAUUAUUAAACUGUAAAAUAUGUGAUGUACGUGAGAGAGAGAGGCAAGAUGAGCGAAGUAGAAGAAAGCUUGCAAUUCAGACAUAACUUGCAAUAACUAAUCCAUGUAACCCAGUCCCCAAAGCGCCACUCAACUGACUCUGAAAUUAACCACCAUACGAUUUACAUUUUAAUUGCCACACUUUAAACCCUUCAAGUUGAGUGGCGGUCUUGGGGACCAUUGAUUCCCGACCCUUAGUUGAGAUCCCCUGCUGUUGUUUGAGUUGUAUCCUUGUUGAGGCGAUUACCAAAAAACGGCAGCGAAAUCCGAAAAAUCGAGUCCAAACGAGAGAUGCGAAAAUGAAAACUAAAAAUUGUUAUAUAGCUUUAAAGAUUGCAUAAUUGGUAAAGAGAAACGUGUUGAAAACAGAUUGAUGUGUGCUUGUAAUUGUAAUUUUUUUUACGUUCUUAUAUUGUGAAAUUUAUUGUGCAUGUGCGUGUGCAAGAAACCAAAACAAAAAAUUAUAACAAUUAAAGGUUUUUGGCUAAAUCGAUUUUUAAACACACAUUUUGAGGAUUUUUUCGAGUUUGCAUUCGCUUUUGGUCCACCUUCAAGACACAAUGCAUACACGAGUUUGCUGUUGACACACUUUUACCUUAGCGACUAGUUUCAAAUUUACAACAAGAACCUUUGAACACAUUAUAUACAAAGAACAAUAUGGCAAGAGCAAAACGAAAACGAAAACAGAGCAAACAAAGUAAUGGUAUACAUUUAGGUUAGAAUACGUAAUGAAUUGUAUAAGCGUAACUUAAUGAUAACAAAAUAUACAUACACGUAA
Molecule: messenger RNA, 3974 nt
Organism: Drosophila kikkawai
Lineage: Eukaryota; Metazoa; Arthropoda; Insecta; Diptera; Drosophilidae
Gene: lqf
Product: epsin homolog lqf
Biological process (GO): endocytosis
Cellular component (GO): clathrin vesicle coat; plasma membrane; endosome
Molecular function (GO): phospholipid binding; clathrin binding
Source: RefSeq, a predicted model, not a curated record